UAUGCAAGUAUAUGACAGCGGGUAAGACCCUGCUAGCCGAAUAAAAUCCGGGGCACAGUUUGUGGGCCCGCCAGAAGCAAGCUAAGCCGUGACUGCUCAAUACGUUUUAGGCACAUUUCCAAACUUACGAUCAAACCUGUGUAUUCUAACAAAGCGAGGAAUAUCUUGCCGUUAGCAGGCUUAGAGCGCUAUUAGAGACACGAUGUAUGUUAUCAAAGGAGCGUUACUCACGUACAUGCUCCUGUUCCACGGGACGAAAGCUCAGGUCAGACCAGUGCCCACACAGCUUCCAGGAUUUCCUACAGACUCAACAGCUUCUAGCUUUAUUUCUUCUUUGUCGCCCAUGGUGCCACCCGUGACGCCGGGGGGAGCCUCGAGUGCAGGUAGCGGCGGUUCAAGUGGUGACGGCGCGAUAAAUAUAGUUCCAUCGACGGGUCUGGCGACGGUGACAGCCAGUGGAAAUUUAUUUCCGCCUUCAAUUACCAUCAGCGGAUCGCCAUUCAAUAUGUCCUCACCAAACCCUGGUCCCUCUGUGACAGGCACUGUGGGGUUUGGGGGUCCGGGUAACGGUAUUAGCAUCAUACUAAGCACACAGGACUGUGUACAGAGAGCCGUUCAGUGUCCUCAAGGCUACAUGAUGUCUUUCUGUACGGGAUGUCUAGCAAAGUGCACGAAAAGCAUUGAAUCUUUUAGCUUUGCAGCUUUCAAGGAACACAUGAAAAUAGUUACUGCUCCGGACGGCACAAACUGCACGACAAACUUUUUCUCAGUUAUUCGGCAGGGCACAUGUCGCCUCGGAAGUUGUGUCACACCAAUCUUCCCACGGAACUCAAAAUUUAAACUGUGCCCUUUUGAUGAAUCACUGGACAAACAUAGCAAUUGAACACACAUCUUUGUCGGCUCACGCCAUCUUGAUUGACAAGUCGGCGGCUAUAAAGGAACAGCUCUUUCUCUUCAAGUUUACAAUAGUAUUUAGUCUCUGGAUGUUUCAAGAGCACAUCUACGGUAACGCAAGAACAGAAGAGAUUUGAGCAGAUACCAUCAAACGCUAUUACGAUAAGACGUCAAAAUAA
Molecule: messenger RNA, 1073 nt
Organism: Varroa destructor (honeybee mite)
Lineage: Eukaryota; Metazoa; Arthropoda; Arachnida; Mesostigmata; Varroidae
Source: RefSeq, a predicted model, not a curated record